AUGCUGUGUGGAUCCUUUGAUGCAGGCAGAUACUUCCAGGUUGUGAAGACGCAGCACACACAGCAAGGCCGAGGCGGUGCCACCAUUCAGGUGGAGCUGAGGGACGUGCAGACGGGCCUCAAGAGCAACGAGAAGCUGCGCACCUCCGAGCACAUUGAAUUGGUGUUCUCAGAUGACAAGCCCUUUGUGUUCCUCUAUGUGGACGAGGACAAUGCUUGCCUCAUGGAGAAGCAGACUUUCGAGCAGAUCUCACUUCCCGUGUCAAUGUUCGGCGACGCGGCACCCUUACUGCAAGACGGCAUGGAGGUGGUGGUGCAUCUGUUCAACGGCAAGGCCCUGUCUGCAUCGCUGCCUGCCAGGGUGUCCGAUGUCGUGGACGAGGCAGAGCCCUUCUUUAAAGGCCAGACUGCCGCUCCCUCGUACAAGAAGGUCAAGUUGAGAUCAGGGAUCACAGUUCAGGUGCCAUCGUUUGUGGUGGCAGGGGACGAGAUCAUAGUGCAGACGUCAGACCUCACUUAUGUCACCCGGUAA
This is a messenger RNA of Closterium sp. Naga37s-1, 531 nucleotides long. NCBI's taxonomy places the organism in Eukaryota, Viridiplantae, Streptophyta, Zygnematophyceae, Desmidiales, Closteriaceae. The record is from the annotation of a GenBank genome assembly.